This is a messenger RNA of Conger conger (European conger), 1059 nucleotides long. RefSeq names its product LYR motif containing 1 (gene lyrm1). The record is from RefSeq and is a predicted model, not a curated record. NCBI's taxonomy places the organism in Eukaryota, Metazoa, Chordata, Actinopteri, Anguilliformes, Congridae. The coding region runs from base 279 to 647 and encodes 122 amino acids. The transcript has 6 exons. Gene Ontology annotation, cellular component: mitochondrion.
GUUGGUUCAUUUCGAACCAACCAACCAGCUAGCUAGAUAUGGAAAUAUUAAGAAAUGUGGAAUUGCAAAUCUCCAUCUUUUAAAAUGGAAGCAUCUACUGUUAAUGUAUUUGAUCCCCUUUCGCAACAGUAGCUUGCUAGUUGCAUAUUUGAUGUGUGCUUAGCUAGCAGUAAUAAUAUGGUCAGAUGGCGAGGCACAGAAUCUGACGUUAAUAUCGCCACCGACAUUGAUCUGUCUAUCGGAAUACCCCACCGUGUUUCAACAAUCGCAACUGCCAGAUGACGGCAGCUACAAGGCAAGAGGUUCUCUCAUUGUACAGACGGGUGCUGCGCAUUGCUCGGAGUUGGCAGGCACAGUCUGCACUUCAACAGGACACUGAGAGAGAGAGACUCUACAUAGCUCAAGAAGCACAGACUCUUUUCAGACAGAACAAGCAGGUUACCGACCCACAAUCCAUCAAGAUGUGCGUAGAAGAGUGCCAAGCAAGGAUAGAAAUUGGGCUACAUUAUCGGAAUCCAUAUCCACGGCCGACAUACCUUCCUCCAAUGGGGCUUGCCACUCAGAAAGGCAGAAAGCUACGUGCCCAAGUGAGACUGAGGAAGCAGGCCAAGCCCAUUUACUUAGGACCACAUGAUGAGACUUCCUGAUGAUGUCACGGUUCUCGUGGCGUGAGCCUGAGGCCAGGAUGCAGGACGCUGUGAAUGUGGGUAUGAUGGAGACGGGGGCCAUGUUUAAUCGGAGCAUGACACAGAGGCCUUUCUCAGCAUGCUUGUUGUCAAUACACAGUUGUUCUGAUGUGGUGAUAAAAUUGCUCUCUUCAUUCUGUAUGAGUGUGCAAUAUCAUAAGUUAAUUCUUCUUGUAAACAUUUCAGAGCUAUACUCCACACGAUGCAGUCAAAUCUGUGUUCAGGCCCCCCAAUAUAUCGUUUUGCCAUUGCCAUCUACUUGAAGGAAUUUUUAUGUCUUAGCAUUAUUUUUUUAAAUCAAGUUAUACAGUAUUGUAUGAUAUAAUAUAAUGGGGUUUAUUUCUGUGUAAUAAAAUAUGACUUUUUACAAACA